Messenger RNA from Drosophila bipectinata, 5430 nucleotides. RefSeq lists its product as uncharacterized. NCBI's taxonomy places the organism in Eukaryota, Metazoa, Arthropoda, Insecta, Diptera, Drosophilidae. The record is from RefSeq and is a predicted model, not a curated record.
CCCUAAAUCACUUGAUCUAUUGGAGACGCAAAGAACGUGCCCUGCUACAAAAUUAGUCGUUAAUUUUAUUCCAACCCUGCAAAAUCGUUAGUGUUUUGCAAAAAUGUUGAAAAAAUUCGUGGAAGUUAAUGCGGACUGCAGCCCCUCCGCCAAUCCGUACGAGGUGCGCACCUACCUGGGCAAUGAAAACCCUCCGGAGUGGAAGGCAGAGUUCUGCCCGCCUCGCGAUCGUGUCUGCCAGAAGAGGGCGCCCAAUUCCACGAUCUCCCAGGUGAUGACCAUCGAGGAUGAGCUGCGCAGGAUUCACCAGAAGUCAGCAGAGUCCCGGUUCAUCCGUCCCUAUAAAAAGAAGUGCGCCCUGUACGACGAAUACACCAUGUGCAUCAUUCCGCAACGCACUCCGGCCGAGCUGAAGGAAAACGCUGAGAUGCGCGAGCGCCUGCUCCUGGCUCGCAAGGAGUUCGGCCUGGUCGAGCACGAUGCCCGUCAGAAGAGGGUGUGUGCUAGGGAUCUGGUGGUGCUCAACAGCCCCAUGGACAUGGGCGAGGAGGAGGAGGACGAGGAGGGCGAUGAGGAGGAAGAGACGGAGGUUAAGCCUCAGUUGGCCACUCCGGACUGUAGCUCGGAUAUGAUCAUUAUUCCGGAUAAGCGUAUGCUUGAGCUUAAACGUCCCAAAAGUCGCAUCUACUUGAACGAGACGGAAGUGGGUCCCCUAGAAGAGCUACCUUUUCCCUCGUACAAUCCGCGGGUCCUGCAAGAGGCCUUGGAUGGCGAAAACAUCAAGACCUUUGACCUGAUCGAGGGCUGCAGUCCCCAGGACCUGUGGACCUGGAACGUCGGGUAUCAGAAGCGCGAAGAGGAGUUGGAUGAGCAGUUCAUCUCCGCCUCUUUGCCAAGAUAUGAAGGCGACGGCCAACUCACCCUCUAUAACAUACCCACCCAGCUGGAGAAGACCUUCACGGCUGAGAUUGUGUUUGGAAAUCGUAAUAUUUAUCCGGAACCCAAGGCGGAAUCCUACCGACUACAGUACUAUAAUCGGCCCAGCGAGAUCGGGGCCAUAAUUGUGGCCUUUGUGGAGAGUUUUCGACUCAACCCGGAUUUCUGGACGGGCGCCACCAUGGACGGAAUCCUCAAGCGUGGAGUCAAGCUAACCAAAAAGAGUGCCAGCCUGAACUACAAGUCGGAGGAGAACGACUUCGAUAUCAUUACCCAGGUGGCGGAACGGGAAGCUUCCGUGGAAAUAAAAAUCCACUUCUCCGGACUUCUGAAAAACGAACCAAACAUGUUCAAGGCCCUGUCGCUGUUCUUCUCCAAAUACAAUGCCUGCAUAUUCACAUCGAGGGACCUGUUUCUACUGAUUUGGAAGCGCUGCCUCAACUCCUACUACAUCUUCGACCCCAACGGCAGAGACGAUCACUGCGAGCGGGACUUCGAGGAUGGAAAGUGCUCCCUGAUGGCCACCCGAUACACCGAACAUCUGGUCCACCUUAUCACCAAGUUCAGUGACCUGAAGCCCAACGACGAGUUUAACAUUUUUGAGAUAUCGCUUUCCCAGUACGGGAAACUGAAGGAGCCCAAGAUCAAGGCUGCGGAGAACGAGGAGUACCACAAACUCUGGGCGGUGGUGAACGAGAACUUUGCGGUUAAAACGGCGGCGUCGGGCGGCAUCCACCAGCCGAUAUCCGGAAACGAGAAGAACGCCUCCCUGGUGGUGUCCCUAAUAGCUCUCAUCUAUGCCGAAUUCGAGUUGGCCAAACUCUGGAAGCCGGAUACGGUGGACGACAUCAUCAGGUACGGAGUGGCCUACUAUAAGACCCUGCGGAAAAAGUUCAGGCUGGACGGCAAGCGGUGGAAAAACAAGAAGCCCCACCUGAAUGUGGUGGAUCUGCCGGAAAUGUUCCUGAUGGGCGCCUUCAAGGCCACGGUUCGGAAGCACCCGUUCAUGAUCAACGGUCAUGUGGCGGACUGCAAGAACUAUCUGGAGUCCCAGCUGACCAUGGCGCUGCACCAGCUCUUCAACAUGCCCCAGUGGCCCGCCGCCCUCCUCCAGAUCGACAACUCGGUGUUGGCUCUGUGGCGGGACAGGGAGUUCUUCUACGUCUUCGAUCCCUUCAGGAGGAACCGCAUCGGUCUGGUGGUCGACCCCGACGACUACACCAUCAAGGGCCUGGCCGUCCUCCAGAUUCACUCCACUUUCGACUCCUUUGUGCGGGUGAUCUACAUGAACGCCCUGAAGAUGCGACGUGGUGGCAAGUUCUUCAUCCACGGGAUCCGGACGGGCUGCAUCCGACCCCUGCAGGUGAUGACUCCGCAGACUAACCGGUUCCCCGCACUCCAAAUGGGCCUGCCCACGUUUACGGACGAACCUCCGCCGCCCGAGCUGAGGCAGAAGAAGAGUAUCGAGAGCAUUCCGGAGGAGGAGCGGUUCCCGACGGUCGAGGAGAAGGAAAUGGUGGACGACCUGAUCAACAUGAUCAUCAACAACAUCAUCAAGGAACUGCCAGAACCACAACCCAAGAGGCCUGGACUUUACAAGCCGGCCCAGCAGGUGCUCCUGCGCUCGGAUCAGGAGAAUCUCCGGGCUCUGCGGCUCAAGAUCAAGCGGGGCUACGAGCUGGGCCAGGAGGAGGAGGACGAGAAGGUGGUCCUCACCGUGGAGGAGGAGGUGGCGCUCAAGAGCAACUUCAAGGCCCUGCCAGACGGAUCCUGGAUCAUCGUCGGAACCACCCAGCUCCCUCAGCUGGAUGAGGAGAUGGCCAAGCUGGGCGGCCUUCUUGCCGGCCUGGUAGCCCUGGCGGUGUCCUCCAAGUACAAGCUCUCCACCUGGAAUUCGGAGCUGAUAGAGUUUGCCUUGGAGUCGGCCAACAGCUUCGGCGAUGACUACCAGAACUACGAGUACAUCCUGGCCUGCUUGUUGGCCAAGAAGCUGCCGGACAUCGCCAUCGGGGAGAGCAACUUCAGCCUGGAGGUCAAGAAGGUGGUAAAGUCCUCGAUCAUGGUGCCACUGCGCCAGGUCCUGGUGGAUCUCCUGAGCGACGGCAACAGACUGCUCCUGGUGUGCCAGCGCUUCUCCUGUGUCAUCUUCAAGCGAUACAACUUCGUCUACAUGUUCAUUGGAUUCCCAUGCAACGCCAUCGGCUACAGGAAGGGCGGGUCAGGACCUGCUUGUCUGCUCCGGUUCGUGGAACUGGAUGCCCUGAUCAAGCGCAUAGAGUUCGGGUGCAAUCCGCAAGGCUGCUCCGUGAUGAACUUCAUCGUGGCCAGCAUCCAGAUGGUCGACAACAACAUACAUGGCAGGUUCCGGCCGUAUGGCAAGGCGGAGGACGACAAGGACGUCAAGCUGGAGACCGCCAGGCAGAAGAAGAUCAAGGAAGCGCGGCUGGAGAAGAUGCGCUACAUCGACGAGGAGCUCAAGAAGGAGAACGAGCGCAUCCAGAUGUUCCUCAAAGCCAAGCAGGAUCACUUGGACCGCAAGGCGGGCAAGAAGCCCAAACCUGAAUACCGCGACACUGGCAUCGAUGAAGGCGAGGGCGAGGAGGGCCUGGACGAAGAGCCCGACAUGGAAGGCGAGGAGGAGGAGGCCGAGGGCGAGGAGGAGGUGGAGCUAAAGCACCGUCCCGGCAAGAAGCUGCCCAAGGAGCUGCGCAAGCCCUACAAGCCGCGUCCGAUCCUCUUCGGCUACCGGAUGCGCGAGAAGGACUGCAACUUCAAGAUCCAGGGCAGCCAGGCGCUCGAGGGACGUGAGGAGGGAAGCUUCAAGGAGAUCAAGCCCUGCUACUUCGCAUCCGCCCUGGCCAUCGUCAGCUGCUCCCUGCGGCCUCUGAACCAAUGGAACUCCUACCGCAUCGAUCGGGUUAUCACCAAUGCCAAGGCGAUCGCCUCCAGGGUCUGUGAACUGGAGUCCGUGUUCGAGCGGGUGGUCCGUCACGUGACCAUUGACGACUACGAGUUCGAUAUCUGGAUCCGAUGCUUCGAGCCCGCUGGCAUGUGGGUUCCCACCCCUAUGAAGAAAGCAGGUUCCCCGGAGGCGGGCCUGACCAUCUUCAAGAAGAAGUUCGGCAAGCUGCUGAACGUCCGCAAGUACAUGAUCCUCUUCACUCCGAACGGCAGCUAUGCCAUCUACCACGACGAGUUCUUCCACGUCUUUGACCCUUACGGCAGCAUGGAGAAGCCAGGCGGUGACGAGGAGGAGGAGGACGACGACGGAGGCGAUGAGGAGGGCGGCAAGAAAAAGAAGCGUUGUCCCAAGGGCCCCAAGCGGUGGCCCGAAAGGAACACCGCCUCCUGGGUGCUCCUGUACGAUGUGGACAUGCUUCUGAAGUACAUCGACGAGCGGGUGGGCGCAAAGGAUUGGAAGGAGAAGAACCAGUACAAGUUCUUCGUGGUUGAUGUGCUGUCGCACAAGAAGGCGGCUCCGAACGCCAGGAUCCUGCAGCUCCUCACCGAUCUCUCCAUACCCAUGACCUGCUCCAAUAAGCAGUACGGCCGACCCGAGUACGAGAUCUGCGCCACCAACGAGUCCCUGGGCUGGCUGGAGCUGGAGAACUGCCUACCCGUGUGGAGCAGGCUGAACCGCCGCAACACGGCGGGCAGGUACCGCAACCUGCCGGUCAGCAAGAUCAAGAAGUUCGACGUGGAGAUCGAGGGUCGGCUGUGGUCGCUCUGGGGCAACCUGCACCCGGAGGCGCCUGUCUUCGAGGACGAUGUCCGUGGCCGCCAGUAUCUGGCCUGCUACGUGAUGGCCUGUUGCGCAGCCAGUGUCUACCGGCUGAUGGACUGGAGCCCCCACCUCCUCGACACGAUCGUGGUCAGCGGCAACACCUACUUCAAGGAGAGCAUCGACCAGAUCACCAAGGAGGACUACGAGUUCUCCCUGGAGAACCUCAACAUCGACUGCUCCAUGGACACCAUCAACUUUGUGGUCCACAUCGAGCACGUGGCCUACGGAAAGCUCUACCGAGUGCCCACCUUCAACAAGAUGAAUCUCUCCGAGGCGCUGAUCUACUUCUUCAGCCACUACCAGUUCGGAAUCGUCAGUGUUCGGAAGCGAUCCCUUGCCAUUGGAUUCUGUCCGGGCCACGACGGCGGGUACUUCAUGUACGACUGUCAGGAGAAGGACCACCCGCUGUUCCCCAAGCAGCAGGGCGCCUCCUACAUGCUGCGCACCCGCCACCUCCAGGUGCUGCUCUACUGCGUGGUGGUCACCCUGAACGUGCCCUUCUAUAACAUCGACUUCAGCAUCCACAAAGUGGAGAUGCUGCGCGAGGGCGCCACCGUGGAGAACGAGGAGGAGGAGGGCGGGGCCGAGGAGGCCCAGUUUUAGGGUGGACUUGUAGUGGCGGAUCGUCGAGUGGCUCAGUAAUAGUUUAUUUUUUGGAAUUUAUAAAUGGAAAUAGGAAUAAUAAAAUCUCCAAUUGAGAAUAUUGGGAU